AUGGGCUUUACCAAAGCACCCCCACUGAAACCGCUUGUCAAGCCCGAGGGUGUGAUUGUUAGCGGAUUCGUCUUUUAUGGUCGCAAGAGCAGGGUAUCAAGCAUGCAAUGCUACAUAGAGCGAAACUUGGCUGAUAAUGGAGGUUGGCUCGAUGAAGUGCUCUGGAUUGUUAACACCCAAAACGAGGAAGAUCUCCGUUACCUCGACGAGAUAAUCUCUAGCAACCCGGCGAGACACAAGAUGAUUAUCCCCGAAAAGCACUUAUCGACAUAUACGUAUUACAAGGCUUGGCAACUCCUGGAGCGUGGCAAGUACUAUGUCAAGAUUGACGACGAUAUUCUCUGGAUUGAUGAUAAUGCUAUCCCUAACCUUGUCACUCGAAAAAUCGAACAUCCGGAAGACUUCGUUGUCGCUGGUAAUAUCAUCAAUAACCCUCCGUUGGGCUUCAUGCACUUCCGAAUGGGUGCACUUCACCCAUACUUCCCCGAGCCCGAACAGCGGAGCUACGUCAUCAGCGGCACCGAUUACUGGAAACCCUCCCGACAUGGCUUCUGGGAUGGCCCCAAGAAUUUCACCUGGGAUAUUGAAAAGCCUCCACCAGCAUGGCCGCAACACAGAUGGCUGAGAGUGCAAGACGACGCGAUGAUAUACCAAACCCCUAUUGCCAAGCUCAAGUAUGAGGUCUGGGGUCCGAGCUACCAGACAUGGUCUAUUGCGGCUCAGAUGCAUUAUUCCUUGCUCGAGAACAUUGAGAAUAAUGCACUAGAUGUAUAUAAGUUUGAGAAGCCGUGGACAAUGUAUGGAGACCGCAUCAGGAUCAAUUUCAUGUGCGUCUAUGCCGAUGAUAUCCUGGACACCGACCCUGAGCACUGGCCUAGGCGUCGAGGUGAUGAGGACAUGAUUGUUCUGGAUCUUCCCAAGAAGCUACGUCGCCCUGUCGUAAUCCGGGGAGACGCCCUAGCCUCUCACUUCCAGUACAAGCACCAAGGAGGCCUAGGGGAUACAGACCUCUUGAAAAGGUAUCUUGCUCUCGCGCAGGAUAGAUAUUGUCUUAACGCGACUUUUACAGGGGUAUAG
This is a messenger RNA of Fusarium vanettenii 77-13-4, 1077 nucleotides long. RefSeq lists its product as uncharacterized. Lineage: Eukaryota; Fungi; Ascomycota; Sordariomycetes; Hypocreales; Nectriaceae. The record is from RefSeq and is a predicted model, not a curated record. Bases 1 to 1077 code for a protein of 358 amino acids. The transcript has 4 exons.